This is a messenger RNA of Ceratina calcarata, 3296 nucleotides long. RefSeq names its product FLICE-associated huge protein (gene FLASH). NCBI's taxonomy places the organism in Eukaryota, Metazoa, Arthropoda, Insecta, Hymenoptera, Apidae. The transcript is spliced from 4 exons. Bases 201 to 2930 code for a protein of 909 amino acids. The record is from RefSeq and is a predicted model, not a curated record.
AAAAUAACACCGAACCUUCAACAACAAUUCAAUUACAAUCACAGAUUCCAACAGGUGUCGCUUCGCUAAGUUCGAAUCUGAUCCAACGGGAAUAAAUCUCGUAAUGUAAUCUUUCUAAGUGUUCUUUACUUACUUAUUCCAACCAUGUUUUUACAUCAUGACUUUUUAACAAAUAUGCAUUUAAAAUACUGUCCAGUGACAUGUGUUAUAGAAAUCAAGAACAGAAAAUAAAACACAUGGAGGACGAUAUCGAUAUUUAUGAAGAUUUACCGGCCUUUGGGACAGAAACCGAUGAAAAUUUCACGAACAACAAAGAAAGCAUUAUUGGUGAACAACUGGAGUUAAAAAAACAGAUUGAAGAACUUACAGAAAAAAUAGCAAAUUUCAAGAAGAUUAAUGAAAGUUUGGAAAAGAAUUUAUUUUCAUUAUUAAAAACUGCAAAAGCAGAAAUUUCACGAAAAGAUAGAAUGAUAGAUGAAUUAAAAAAGAAGUUGGAUGAUAUUACAUUUAAAAGGCAUAUGUAUCAUAAAAAUGGCAACAAUACGGUCCAUAAAUCUACUUUACAAGAAACCACUGUAAAUGCACAUCAUAAGUCGACGAACGGUUACUUUUCUCCUAAUCAAAAUACCAUUGAAGCAGAUGUUAAUGAUUCAUAUUAUAGCCAAGUGAAAGAUGAAUCAAAUAACAAGUACAGUUUAAUUCCUCUUACCAUUUUUGGUGAACGUGUAGCUAAAAGAAUUGCUGAUGAACAAAAUUUAGAAAACAAAGACAAUGUGAAAAAGUUUAACAAUAAGAAUGAUAAUAAUAAUGAGAAUACAGAAGGAUAUAUAAUUGAAAGUGAUAAAGAAAAUGGUUCCUUAGCAGAUACUAAUAUCCCUAAUUCAACAGAAAUCCAAUCUCCUGUAAUUACAAUAUACAAAGAAGAUAAAUGUGCAAAAAGUUCAUUGGGAGCAUCAAAAUUAGAUACAGUGAAUGAUAUUCGACCCAAUAAUAAUGAGAUGUGUUCUAAGACAGAAGAGAAAUCAAUGCCAAAUACAAAUUAUAUUGGAAAAAGAGCACGGACAAAUGAUGAAACAAAUAGACACGAUUCUAGAAAAAGAAUCAAAUUAAUCGAAGAGGACAGUAUUACUGAAACAAUAAAAACAGAAGUAAAUACUAACAUAGAAUCUACCAUGCAUAUUAAUGAAAGGCUGUAUUCAUUAUCAAAUUCGGAUACAAGGCAUAGUUGGACUUCAAUUAGACGCCCAGUUGAAGAUUACAAAAAUGAAGAAAGAAGAGAUUCAAAACACAAGAGUAGUUCAUUGCGUGAUGAUAGAGAUACUGCAAAAAAAUAUCGCGACUUCGAUGUUCCUAAAAGAGACGAUUAUCGAUAUAAUCACAACGAAUAUUAUAAAAUUAAAUCAAGAGAACGUGAUCGCGCCGAGAAUUAUCAUUGGUCGCGCACAAGAGCAGUAUCGUAUACGAAUGUUUAUCGAGAGGAACGAUACGGUAGAAUCCAACAUACUAAGUAUACUAGUCAUGAAGACAAAUUUCAGAAACGUUAUAAUUUUCACAGCAACAAUAUGGAUAAAUCUAAAAAUUUCAAAGACGAGAAAGAUUCCAGUAACACACGCAACGUGCCAAAAUGUUGCAAUUUUGAGCGCAACUCUAUGGACCAGAAAGUCACUGAAAUUAAAAGACAUGAUCGUUAUAAUGACUAUGAGUCACAAAAAGCACGAUCCAGAAGUAUCGAGAGACCACAUAAACAGAAAGCUAAAAAUACAAGAGAUUCUAUCGAAUGUUUAAAACAUUCAGAAUCGACAAAUCGAACCAUUGAAAAGGAUGAAUUAAAUAUUGAACGAAUAGCACCCAUUGUCAAAACAGAAGACGCACAGAUAAAAAAUGAACUACAAAAUUAUGCUGAGACGAAAUUAGAACAUACACCUGUAGAGUUGGAAGACGGUCAAAUUUUUGAUAGUCCUGAGAAUAGUCCCUAUAAAAAAGAACAGAAUGGAAAUAAAGUCUCAAAUAAUGAAGAAUCUGUCCACAGAGAAUUGGAUAAUCAUCUUUUUUCCAACGUUAAUAACUCGACAUCUGUAAAAGCUACAGACAACAGUUUACCAAUUCCAAACAUUGAAUACGUUUAUUCUUCGAGAAGUACAGAAAUUACUGAAAACAUAUCAAAUAACGGAAGCAUCGAAAACGUAGAAAAUAUUGAAAAAUUCAUUCACAAUUGUGCUUCCCCACGUGAUGAAGCAGGUAAGAAAGAAACAGUCACAUCGGGUAUAAUUUGCGCGUUAGAAGGAACAACAAGAAACGAUCUUGAAAUUAACAUUACUAACAUUACGGUCGAUAAUUGUGACCGCGAAAUAAAUUCAGAGGUGUGUACUACAUCAAUCUCCAAAACAGAACCAAUUGUAUCGUUAGUUCAAAAUCAUCAUGAGUUAGUAAAGGAAUUACCGGAUGAAAAAUGUGAAAACACACUAAUCACCGUAUCUAAAGAAAAUUUGAUAAAAGAUGAUUCUUUAUCACAAGUCACAAAUAUUAAUAUCGCACAAGAAUCAUGCGCUGAUAUCAUCAGUACCAUAGAGUCAUUAAAGAAAACAGAUAAUGGAAAAACUGAUGAAAGCUACGUGGACAAUACCAUUAAUGAUACAAGAAGUGAUAUUAAAAAUGUUGGAAGUACAUUACCAAUGAGAACAGAAAACAUGAAUUCAAGCAUUGUUACAGAAGCUAGGGUGCAAGAAGAACAAGAAGAGGGUUUAAAACAAUCUAACAAUUUGUCUGGCAACCGAAAUAAUGAUAAGAAUGUAAAAAUUAAGGCUGUAAAUGCAUCCGGGAAAAUAAUUGUGCUUUUGCGUCGUAGAAAACCUGUGUGUUUGACAGAUACCAGUGCAAAUAUGACUGUUCAUGUAAAUAACGAGCUGGAAUGUGGCAGUAACCAUAAAUAGUCCCACAAAAUCUAAUUGCAUAGUACAAGUCGUGGCCAGAACAAACGCACCUUGAUCGAAAAACUGUACGACAAUGGUAAUAAUAACUAUAAUUGUAAUAACAUUCAGCAUUAAUUUUCUAUUUACAUAUAAUCAGUAGUGUAUAAAAUGCAUUAAUAGGUAUGUGGAUUUAAUUUUAUUCUACUAGUAUUUGUUCCUGCAUACUAUAUAUUGUUAUUGUCACAUUCUGGUCAUCGAAAAGGUAGUAUUAUGUACAAACUUUUGUAAAUAACAUGUACAUAAUUUACAUGAAGUAACAAAUAUUCAAAUUGCCUUCAGCUUCAUUUCUCAUGUUAUGAAUUAUUAUAUUAAAAAAUGUUAAGUUAA